GGCGCGCGCGACCCGACGCGACGACGACGGCGGAAGGCGUCGUUAUUAAUGAGACUGACCGAAACACAACAACAACGUGACGACUGCGAUAGGUACCUACGCGAUAUUAUUGUUGCGCCGCCACUAUCGCGCGCGGUAGUCUGUGCCAACGUGCGAUUAUGUACAAACCGGUGUUGGGUGUCGUGUUCGUUCUCGUCGCGUUUUCGGCACAUCCAGCGUGGUCGUCCGACGACGACGCCACUGCAGCAGCCACUGCCGAAACUGCAGCCGUCGCGUCGCCCGCCGACAAUUCCACGACACACGACGUAGUCCGAGGGAAUGAUACGAGUUCCAGCAUCGAGUUCAGUAAUAGCAGUACUGCCACAUGUGAAAAUGCCAGUCGUUCCAUUGAUGACUUUCCCCCGGACUUUUUCACUGACAACCAAAGACGUCACGGCGCUGUUGUCUUUCACUUCUUGGUGGCUUUUUAUGGAUUCGUUUUCAUAGCAUUCGUCUGCAAUGAUUAUUUCCUACCGUCGGUGUUUUGCAUAUGCUUAGACUUGGGCAUCUCACCGGACGUGGCGGGAGCGACGUUCAUGGCGACGGCCACGUGCGCGCCCGAACUUUUCGUCAGCGUCAUCGGAACGUUCCUGACAGAGUCUGACCUCGGUGUGGGAACGGUGGUGGGCAGCGCCAUAUACAACACACUGGGCGUAUCGGCGUGUGCCGGCCUGGCCGCGAGGAAAGCCAUCACAUUGGAAAAGUGGCCGCUGCUCCGGGAUAGCGGUGUGUACUUGGUGUCGAUCGUCGCGCUGGCCAUCAUCGUAGUGGACGACGUGGUCAUGUGGUACGAGGCGCUGUUUCUGCUGUUCAUGUACUUUGGGUACUUCCUACUGAUGUUCACGCAAGGAAAGCUCAGGACUGCCGCCAAAAAGUUGAAAAACAAAAACUCGUUCCGGUCUUGGGCUAUAGUUUUCGAUUAUGUUCAACGGCUGUUAAUCAAUGCAUUGUUUUAUGGGAAAUUUACUUCGAAUGAAUGUCGAAGCAUUUCAUUGCCUGAAAGUGGUGAAAAAGCAUGUCAAUAUGGAACGGCUACAAACUCGAUGAAACCACCGGCUUUCGACAUUGGUUACGGUGUUUACCGUUCAUUCUACUUCACGGAGUAUGUACCGCCUCCACCGCCAAAAAAGUGCCAGACAAGCAAAAAUCCCAAUGAAAUAAUGGACGACGAAGAACCGAUCUCCCCCAUAUGGAAAGUACCCACAGGUGCAUUGCCCAUCAUGUGGUGGGCAUUUUCCUUACCAGUAGCAUUCAUGUUGUCGGUAACAGUACCGGAUUGUCGGACAAGGCGUAAGGUGUACCCGUUCACGUUCAUCAUGUGCAUAAUUUGGAUAGGCAUCAGUUCGUACAUAGUGUCUUGGAUGUUGUCGAUAUGCGGAGACACAUUUCAUAUUAGCGACAUUGUGAUGGGCAUAGCGGUUUUGGCGGCUGGUGGCAGUAUACCUGAAGCCACUUCGGGCAUAAUAAAUGCCCGAAAUGGCGAGGGAUCGAUGAGCAUCAGCAACGCGUUAGGUGCCAACACAUUGGAUAUACUAUUAUGCUUGGGCUUGCCGUGGUUUAUCAAAUGUCUUAUGCCGAUUUCCAUGAAUGGUGGACCUAUUUUGAUGGAAACCAAUGAUUUAUUUUUUAACUGCAUAUGUUUAAUCAUCAGUGUGAUCGUGCUGAACAUUGCAGCAGCCGCGAAUGGAUUCAAAAUGUAUAAAACGUUUGGUAUCAUAUGUCUUAUUGGUCACUUUUGUAUCAUAACAAUAUUCAUAAUAAGCGGCCUUAAUGUUGUAAAACGCGCAGAAAUUGGGCAAUGUUAGUAUCAAAUAGACACUAUUUAGAAUAAAAUUAUUCAUUCAUUAGUUAUUAUCACUUUUAAUUUUUGUCAAAUUAAAUGUCAUACAUUUUAGUUUUAAGAAAAUAUUUACAAUAUGUAUGUACACUGUAUACAGUAUAGUAACUAUGAAGUAUGAACAUAGAUUAUUUUCAUUUUAUUAGUUUUAUUAAAUAUUAUGUUUAAACUAAUGUAGAUAUUUCGAACCAAUGACAUGUAGUGAACAUUAAAAUAUUAAGAAUAGUUAUAAGUAUUUUUAUAAAAAUAACCACCUAUUUACACAUUGUUGUGCCAACAUUUAUUUUACCAUUUAAUAUUAUUUGACUUUAUUAUGAAUAUUGACGUGUAUGUUAAUUACAAAUUGUAGGUCCUAUGGAACUUGUUUUAUAUUGUUUAAUCUAGUUGAAAAAUUGUAGAUUGUUGUUGUUUUUUUUUUUAAUAAACAUCAAUGAUGAUUUAAUUUAAAUAUUUCAAUAACUCAAUAAGAAUAUUAAAUAGCUAUAAGACUGAAGAAUAUAUUAUUAUAAAAUAAUUAAUUAUAACCAGCAACCGAUAGAAUACAAUUUCCAUUGAUAAUAAGAAACAUAGGAGACAAUAUUCCACUCAUGAAUGUUAUUUUAUAAAUAAUUAAGAAAUGUCGAGAUAUUUGUUACUUUAUUAAAAUAUAUAUGUAUAUUUUGGAAAUAUUGAUAAUAAAAUAACAAAAAAUAGUA
Molecule: messenger RNA, 2571 nt
Organism: Metopolophium dirhodum (rose-grain aphid)
Lineage: Eukaryota; Metazoa; Arthropoda; Insecta; Hemiptera; Aphididae
Product: sodium/potassium/calcium exchanger 5-like
Exons: 8
Coding region: 159-1844 (561 amino acids)
Biological process (GO): intracellular calcium ion homeostasis; calcium ion transmembrane transport
Cellular component (GO): membrane
Molecular function (GO): calcium, potassium:sodium antiporter activity; calcium channel activity
Source: RefSeq, a predicted model, not a curated record